Xenia sp. Carnegie-2017 is the source of this 1380-nucleotide messenger RNA. Its product is annotated as intraflagellar transport protein 22 homolog. Gene Ontology annotation, biological process: intracellular protein transport. The transcript has 10 exons. Lineage: Eukaryota; Metazoa; Cnidaria; Anthozoa; Malacalcyonacea; Xeniidae. Gene Ontology annotation, cellular component: endomembrane system. The coding region runs from base 357 to 1199 and encodes 280 amino acids. Gene Ontology annotation, molecular function: GTPase activity. The record is from RefSeq and is a predicted model, not a curated record.
CAACCACAAACUGGAUACAUUGUACAUCGUGGUUUUACACAUCCAAUAAAACAGUUUGUUCGUCUCCAAUUCUUUUUAAAAUUGUCCUAUAUAGAAAUUUUGUAGAAGAGCCUUUACGACUUCAAUUUAAUUCAACAAAAUCAACGAAAGGAAUAUAUUUAUGGAAGGGAGCAUUAAGAUGAAAGCGUAUGUCGGAUGAAGAAAUUGAGUGUAGAAAAAAACUAACCACUGAAUGAGAACAUAUCCUCGAUUGUGAAACGUGUGUAGCUGUGUUUAACAUUUAGUUUGAAACAUUAUUUGUCAAUACUAAGCUGGUUAUUUCUGUUCCACCUAAAGUUUAGCAUCAUUCUUUAACCAUGACACUAUUUUAUUUGAGAACAGCAGAAGGCAGCCUUAACGAUGUCGCGCAAGCUCGUAAAUUACGUCAACUUCCACGUUCUGAGCGCGUUGUGCUCAGCAAGAAAUCAAACGAGCCUUUGACAAAGAAAAAUGAAAAUAAGAAAAGGCAACAAAACACAGAAAAGGCAGCAAAAAUUACGUCUAACACAGGAGUUCGGCACAAUGGCAAUAGUUACGCCAAAGAAAACAAGGCCACUCGUCAAAGAGGUAAACGAGAAAUUCUUCCUAAUGUUGGCAUGUUUAAAGCAAAGAUUUUAGUUAUUGGACCUACGGAGAGUGGUAAAACUGUGAUAUCAAAUUAUUUGGCUGAUGCCACUGAGAUAUCUGGUGGAGAAUACAAUCCAACACAAGGAGUAAGGAUCCUCGAAUUUGAGUGUUCUGGUAUAUCUCUUGGUAAAAAAGACGCAACUUGUGAGGUUGAACUAUGGGAUUGUAGCGGUGAUCCGAAAUUUGAAAAUUGUUGGCCCGCUAUUCAAAAAGAUGCGAUUGGUAUACUUUUUGUUUACAAUCCUGACCAAAUGGGACACGGAAAGCAAUUGGAAACAUUAUACGUUCAUUUCGUCCAAGAGCAAGGGUUGAAAGACACACAAUGUAUGGUGUUUGCCCACCACAAACCAGGCGCUAAUGACAAGACAAGAUCACAUAUACCUUCGUACCUUUCAAACAUCCCAUGUGUUCAAACGAACCUGGAGAGUGACUCAGACUUCGUAAAAGAAAAGUUCAAUGAUUUGCUGGCUAUUUUGAUGAGGAACUGGACAGAUAAACGCGAUCAGGAAGAACUCAGUAUAAUGAACAAUUGAAACACACGUCUUCCGACUUCAUAAAUAUUUUCAGUUAACGUUUCAAAACACUGUCCAAAAGCUCGUUUUAAAGAUGUUGCACCCAAAAACGUGCACAAUAAUGUUUGACUAAGCUUGAAAAUACCAAAUUCACUUUCAUGAUUCGCAGUUCACUUGACAUGAUUGAGCACAGUUCACCUCA